This is a messenger RNA of Dromiciops gliroides (monito del monte), 288 nucleotides long. RefSeq names its product NADH dehydrogenase [ubiquinone] 1 alpha subcomplex subunit 3-like. The coding region runs from base 1 to 288 and encodes 95 amino acids. The record is from RefSeq and is a predicted model, not a curated record. Gene Ontology annotation, cellular component: mitochondrial inner membrane. Lineage: Eukaryota; Metazoa; Chordata; Mammalia; Microbiotheria; Microbiotheriidae. The transcript has 2 exons.
AUGGGGAAAGCGGCCAACAAGGCAGGCAGACUAGGCCGGUUCCUGAAGGAGGCUUGGUCCAAGGAGCUGGUGCUGACAGUGUCCUUCGCCAUCAGAACUAUGGCUCUGCUCUUACCUCUGUUAAGCCCCUAUACCAAAUAUGCAACCAUGAUCAACCAAGCUACACCUUACAACUACCCUGUUCCUGUUCCUGUUCCAGAUGAUGGCAACAUGCCUGACAUCCACAACCACCUUCAGGAUCCUCAGGGUCCUCAGGGUCCUUCUCUCCAGUGGUUGAAGAAUCUGUGA